This is a messenger RNA of Gilbertella persicaria, 1908 nucleotides long. RefSeq names its product rab-GTPase-TBC domain-containing protein. Bases 24 to 1787 code for a protein of 587 amino acids. The transcript is spliced from 4 exons. Lineage: Eukaryota; Fungi; Mucoromycota; Mucoromycetes; Mucorales; Choanephoraceae. The record is from RefSeq and is a predicted model, not a curated record.
UUUUUUUUUGGAGUUUCAUAACAAUGACUAAACCUAUCAAUGACUUUGAUUUAAAUGUAUUAGACGAAGCUAUGCUUCAACCUGAAAAAUCAGAAUAUGUAGACCAUUUUGGCUUUACUAUUCAAGUCAAGACAGAGAACGAUACUGAUUCCAGUGAAGAUGAAUCAGAACAUGAAACAGAGUUUGAAGACGCGCAAUCACUACCUUCUUCAACCAAAGAAGAAGAAGAAGAACAAGAAGAAAACAAAAGGCAGCCACAAACUAUGGAUGACUGGCAAAUGGUUUCUAGUACAGAGAAAUCUGGUGUAUCUUCUUCUGUAUCUUCUCCUAUACCACAUACAACAAGCUAUUAUGAUCUCUUGCUAUCUAAAUUCACUAGAACAGCUUCUUCUAACCCUUCAAAACAAGUACAGCUAAAGCAAGAAACAAGUAAUAAUCUAGAAAGACUUAAAGAACAAUCAAAUAAUAAUGAGACAGAUUGGGAGUUCUGGGCUUCUGUUAUCUCUGAUUUUGAACGUAUUAACCGUGCAGAGCAUGCUAAACUACAAGAACAAUUGAGUGUUGGUAUUCCGAGUUCUUUACGAGGCAUGUUAUGGCGUAUCUUUUCGAAUUCUGAAGCCAAUAGUGAUUUGAUUGAAAAUGAAUACCGUGUCUUGCUAGAAAAGACAAGUUCACAUGAAAAACUGAUUCGAAGGGAUCUAUCGAGGACAUUUCCAACCCUGCCUUAUUUUAAAGAAAAAGACGGAGAAGGACAAGAAAUGCUGUUUAAUGUGAUUAAGGCAUACAGCUUAUUUGAUAGUCAAGUAGGAUACUGUCAAGGCUUACAUUUUGUUGUUGGAUGCCUCUUAUUACAUAUGCCAGAUGAAGCAGCAUUUUGUGUACUGAUCAAACUCAUGAGCCAGUAUCAUCUUCGAGGACAUUUUACACCUCAGAUGGAAACACUUCAUGAACGCAUGUUUCAAUUCAACCAGCUUUUAUCUAUUCAUUUACCACAAGUACAUCGCCAUUUAGAUGCACAAGGUGUCUUGCCGACCAUGUAUGCUUCUCAGUGGUUCAUGACUCUUUUUGCCUACCGAUGUCCCUUAGAAUUAGUAUUUCGAGUAUUUGAUCUUGUGUUUGUAGAAGGGUCAGAUAUCAUGUUAAACUUUGCGCUGGCAUUGAUGAAGAAGAAUCAAUCUACAAUCCUCAGUUUAGAAUUCGAAUCUUUAUUGGAUUUCUUCUCAGGACAGAUAUUUGAGGUCUACAAAGAUAUGGUAUAUGAAUUCGUUCAAGAUGCCUAUAGCUUUGAUAUCUCUUCAAAGCAACUAGCCAAGUUCUCCAAACAAUACCAACAAGAAGCAGCUAAAGAAGCAAAACUUCGAUCUAUACAGGACGCCAUCAAGAAAGAAAACCUCGUUUUACAUGGCCAAGUUAAAAAGCUCCGGCAUGCUUAUAAGACACUUGAAUUUGAGCACCAGGACGUAUCUCAGCAAGUGAUUGAAUCCAAAGUAGCCAUGGCGAGCCUUGAUAUAGAGAACCAGCAAUUAAAGCAUGAACUAGCCAUCAUGAAAGCAGAAAUGGUCAAGAUGACAUCCGUCAUGAAUGAGGAACGUCAAGCGCAGUUUGAUGCUCUUGCUCAGAAAAAUGCAGAGCUUGUGGAUGCUAAUGCAGCAUUAGAAGAUCGAUUACAAGAAAUAGAAUCUAUCCUGAUUGAAAUGAAAUUGAAAUAUGCAGAAAGCGAAAACGAUUAUGAACUAAUGAAACAAAAACUUCAUGAAGCACAAAAGUUGAGCAUGCUCCACGACUAAUAGACCUAUUUAUUACGCAUUUCUCUUUUUUAAAAGAAAGCUUAUUUUGCUAGAAAGAUAUCCUUCUUUUUGACAAAUCUCUCCUAUUUUUGGAAGAAUAAAUAGUUUUUUUUAUGCAAAA